Molecule: messenger RNA, 478 nt
Organism: Xenia sp. Carnegie-2017
Lineage: Eukaryota; Metazoa; Cnidaria; Anthozoa; Malacalcyonacea; Xeniidae
Product: transmembrane protein 14C-like
Exons: 4
Coding region: 69-395 (108 amino acids)
Biological process (GO): regulation of heme biosynthetic process
Cellular component (GO): mitochondrial membrane
Source: RefSeq, a predicted model, not a curated record
ACUGUAAAAGCGCAAAUCGUUCGGUCGUUGAUAUAUUAGUGAAGAUAAAAGAAACGGAAAACUUCGAAAUGUCGAUGCCGGCAAAGACUGACUACCUUUCAUACGGCUAUGCUGGUGUUGUUGCUUUAGGUGGCGUGACUGGUUACCUUAAAGCAGGCAGUGUUAUGUCGUUGGCAAUGGGAUUGCUAUUUGGUGGAUUUGCAGGUUUUGGUGCGAUGCAAACUUCAACAAAUCCCAGAAACAUAACUCUCGCAGUAGGUACUGCUGGUAUUCUAACAGUUGUCAUGGGGCUACGUGCUUUCAAAUCUGGACAGUUUAAAUUCAUGCCUGCUGGUUUGAUUUUCAUGUUAAGUAUGAUGCAAGUUGGUCAUCUUCUCUACAAAAGCAGAAGCUAGUUAAUGCACUACAAUUUAAUGCCAAGCAUAAUUUUCAAACCAUUGUUUGUAAUUUAAUCAAAAUAAACAAGAUGUAAUUACAA